Messenger RNA from Colletotrichum karsti, 648 nucleotides. RefSeq names its product cysteine dioxygenase type I. Lineage: Eukaryota; Fungi; Ascomycota; Sordariomycetes; Glomerellales; Glomerellaceae. The coding region runs from base 1 to 648 and encodes 215 amino acids. The transcript is spliced from 3 exons. The record is from RefSeq and is a predicted model, not a curated record. Gene Ontology annotation, molecular function: cysteine dioxygenase activity; ferrous iron binding. Gene Ontology annotation, biological process: L-cysteine catabolic process.
AUGGCCCUCGACAUCCUGACCAAGAUCACCUCCGCCUUCGGGCACGAAUUGAAGAGCGAUGACAACCGAUUCGACGAGCUCGUGUUGGCGUUGAAGGAGGCGUUGGGUCCGUCGUCGGGGCUGGACUCGGCUGACGUCGACGUCAAGGAGUUGAUGAAGUUGAUGGAGGAAUACAACUCGACCGAGCACGAAUGGAUCCAGUUUGCGUUCGCAGAGAAGAGUAUGGGAUACACCAGGAACCUGGUUGAUGAGGGCAACGGCAAGAGCAACCUCCUUGUGCUUGUCUGGUCGCCAGGCAAGGGUAGCCCCAUCCACGACCACGGCAACGCCCACUGCCUGAUGAAGAUCCUGAAGGGUGACUUGACUGAAAUCCGAUAUGCCUUCCCAGAGGGCGACGAGGAGCAGCCGAUGAAAGUCAUCUCGGAAAGAACACACAAGGAGAAUGCGGUGGCAUAUAUGGCAGACGAACUUGGCGUCCACCGAGUCUGCAACAGGGGCAGCGACUUUGCUGUCUCCCUUCACCUGUACACCCCUCCCAACGUCGCCAAGGGAGGUUGCAACAUCUUCAAUGAGAAGACAAGCAAGAGCAGUCAUGUAGCCAAGUGCGGCUACUACUCGGCGUACGGCCGCCGACUGCCGAAGCAGUAA